ACAGCUAUUCCAAGUCCUUCAUAGGCUACUUCAUUGCCCAAACAGAAGUGUAUUUUGUUCUUCACAGAUCUUUUACAUUUUGUGUCACGGUAGCUUUUUACAGAUUGUGACCAACGUAUCCGUUUUUGCAGAUUCGUGAUGAACAUGUCAGCCGUGAAUCUGGUGUCAUGCUGGACCCUGCCACUGAUUGCUGUGUACAGUCCCACAUCGGAGAGUGGCUGCGUAGCGGGCAGAGGCUUGGCCACAGGACUGUGUGCGGCGUCAGUGCUCUCCGUGCUUCUCAUUGGCUUUGAUCAGUACUUGGCAAUCCUGGAUCCUCUGCAUUACCAUUCACGGAUCACGUGCAUCAGAUCGGUGGUGCUGGUGUCUUGUUGUUGGUUGUUGUCUGGAUUUGUCGGCUUGGCUGGAUCUCACGCGGGAGGAUGGCCCUGUUCCUCCCUGCAACCCCCAUCGCGCAUCUUUGCUGCCACAUUUGCCAUGUUUUUCUUUGGGAUCGUUUUCUUCGUGCCAUUCGCACUUCUGUGCUGGAUGUAUGCUGCAAUCUACUAUGCUGCCCGUAGCAACAGUCGCAAACAUGGAUACAUCACCCCAGAAUAUGGCAUGAUCUCCAUGGAACCCAAAAGCAACCCCUAUUAUCUCGUCCAUAACCUGCGUCACCGUAUCUCUAAUGCAAGCAUGUUCCGGUAUAGAGAAGAAGCACGAGCAGCCCGGGUAUCAGCUCUAGUCAUUGCCACUGGUCUUGCCUGCUGGUUCCCAUUCAGCAUGAUGCUACUGCUCGAGUCACCAGUCUGGGAAUUCCCUGUCUCCCCAAUGAUGGCUCGCGCUGGUGUCACUCUGCUCGCAUUAUCAUCAGUCUUGUCGGCUUUGCUGUUCGCACACCGCAACCAGCGCAUCAGGAAUGACAUCCGCAAGAUCUUCGGUUUGAAUGGCAAUGCAGGAAACCCAAUCGUGAGGAGAAUUGUCGCCGAUACCACCCAGUUUCAUGUUCUUGGAAGUUCCUUCUCUAGCGCUGCCACAUCUUCGACUGACAACUCUCUUGCUGAGUCCGUCUAAACAUCAAGUCUCAAGCAUCAAAUCAAAGACUAGUUACAAGAUACACCUCUAGACGUUUUCCUUUUUUUGAAAAACAUUUCAAACCAGUUUAGUACUUCUCUCUAGUAGUGACAAGACGUCGAUUUGAACCAUAGAUCAUUAAGAGACAAAAUCUCGCGCCCCACCCCAUCUAGUGCCCCCCGUCACCCCUUCCACCGCCAAAAUUAUUUUAUUCAUCCUCUUCGUUAUCAUCAUCAUCAUAGUGACAAGACGUCGAUUUGAAUCAGUUUCGAUGUGAUCCAUCAAUUGUUGUAUACUAUCAGUAGAUCAUUGAGAAGCAAAAUCUCGCGCCCCACCUUAUCUAGUGCCCCCCGUCGCCCCUCCCGCCGCCAAAAUUAUUUUAAUCAUCCUCGUCGUUAUCAUCGUCAUCAUCGCCAUCAUCUUAAUCCUCCACACUUUCUCACCCGACCUCUUUGACAUUAUUAUAACUACUAUAUUUUACACCAUCAUUAUCAUUAUCAUCAAUGUUCUUCUGAGUAUCCUGGCAGUAUUUAUUGGGAUCAUUGUAUUAGUCAUUGUCAUUUUGUGGGUAUUGCUCAGUAUUAUGAGUAUUUUCAUGAUGUUAGUCUUCUACAUAUUGGCUACGAUGAUGUUGACAAUUUUCAAUAGUUUUGCCCUGUUUUGGCGGGUACUAAGGCGACGAUAGAAGUGGUCGAACAUUCACUCUGUCAAAUAAUGGAAGUGUUGAAAUAGCCUGACUAAUUUGCAUUCAAAGAUAGUUCCAUUUUUCAAGCAGUAGCCGUUUGAGAUCGUUCUUUGUCCUGUAGAUUCUCGAAGUGACAAAAUUCUAUUCUGAUUCAUGUUUUAAACGUGUUUUAACAACGCAGUUCCUUGUAGUGACCUGAAAUUUAGCAUAAAACGAUCAUCAGUUUUUGAAACAGCGGUAGCAAUCUCAUGAAAAUGCUAAGCAAAUCGGUCCAGACAAGAGAAACCGUGUCUGAUUUUAUAUUCAGAUAUGAUGAAAGUUCUCCCUUGCUGACCAGACGUGUCUCGAACACAAUAACACACCUUUCGAUUGAAAUCUAUCGUUAAGAGACGCGUCUAUUCAAGGCCAGACCAUUCAGUAAGUAGAGCACUGAUCUCUCAAUCCUUUGCCAUUUGAACAAUGACAUAACCCGAUGAUGUAUGUCCCAAUUGUCAGUCAAACCUUGAUUCAAUAGAAUCAAUUAUGUAUCGUAAUGUGAUGAUGAUGAUUAUGGUGAUUCGAGUGUGAGAGAAAAGAUGAAGAAGAGGAGAAGGGAUAAGGAUAGGAAAAGAGAGAGAAAGAUGGGAGUGGGAAAGGAAAAAGAGAAGAAAAAGGAGAAAGAGGAGGGAGAGGAGGAAGAGGAGGAAGAGGAGGAAGAGGAAAAAGAUAAGAGGACGAAGCAGAAAAAAAAGAAGGUAGUGAAGAGAAAAAAGAUUGAUAACAAGAAGAAGAGAAAAAGAACGAAGUGAAUUAUGAAGAAGGAAUGAGAGAGAGAGAGAGUGUGUGAGAGAGAGAGAGGAGGAAGAGAAAAUACCGCCUGCAUCUACUCACAUUGUCACAAUGAUUAAAAUUUUAUUCACAUCCAAUUAUUUGGAACCAGGCUUCGGAUUCUCAGAUUUUCGUCUCGAAUAAUAUUCGAGUACAUACAUAAUAUUCGAGUCGAACGUUGAACUAAUUACCAAGAAAUGAGACCAAAAUUGAUCGAUCUGAAUCUAUGAUUUCAGUAGGAGUUGAUGGCAUGAUAAUUUAUCAUAUCAAUCAAACUAACAAAAAUCAUGAGUCUUAGAUGUAAUAUCGAUGUAAAAGAGAAAAAAAAACAUUUUUAUGAUGUAAAAGAGAAAAAAAAAACAUUUUUAUGAUGAAAAAGCACUUCGAAGUGCUUUUAAGUCCAAUUGUGUAAUCUAAGAUUAUUAUUACUGCCCAACAUAAUUUCUUACUGAUUAAUACUGUCUGGCCUAAUCUCUUGAUUGAAAACAAACCUCAUUUUAAAUAUGUAACUUGAAUAAGAUCUCGCUCAUGUAGGACAUACAUAUGCAAUUGAAAUAUUUCUUGUCAUAUCAUCCAAUGUACAUCACAAAGACACUUUCAGUAAACACAUUUUCUGAUUCACUUUCAUCAACGUUAAUUUAAAACAUUCUCCACACAAUUCAUUCUACUCAAUAUUCUUUCUAUUUAUGUUUCUAAUAUUAUAAAUGUUUGUUAUGCAUGGUAAAUUAUUGUGUAGCUGUAGGUAAUGAUAUUAUAGGAAUUAUGGCUUUUGAUGUUAAAUGAUGUUUUAUAGAUAGUCAUAGUCGUAUGAGAUUUUUCAACAAGCUGUUUGUAAAGCUUAAGGUUUUCAACAUUUUGUUGAUCCAAAUGACAUUCACUAUUUUUCUGCUCAACAUGAGAUCAACAGAACAAGUUUCUCUUGUGCUCUCAAGUGUUGGUCGAAUGGAAGGUCGUUGCUCAAAUGAUAGUUUGAAUGAUAGUCUGUUAUUCAUGUUCCAAUAGAUCAGGUAUUAAUUUCAUAAUUUGAAACGUUUGUUUCAAUUGCAGUGUUUAUUGGUUACUGAAAAUAAAUACAUCCAAUUCCAACAUUCAACUACAGAUUCAAUUUUGGUUUAUUCAGCAUACAAACCUAAAAGACUAAGAACGUCUGAUGUAGCCUACUUUGCACAAAUAUACACCUUAUUACUACACUUUCAAUGAAAAUCAUUGUAUAAAAAGCAAAAGAAUAUCAUUGUCACUGAAUAAGAAGAGGUUCAUUCUAUCAUGAGUAUCAAUGCAUUUUUGAAGUAUUCAAAACUCUUAAGGAUUUUUCAUGUACAUGAAAUAAUAUUAAGCAUUAUCCAACAAUGUUCAUAAGAUAUUGAAUAACUAAAAACUCUAUGGUUAACUUUUAUAAUAUUUACAGUAUCACUAAAUAUAACUUUAUAGCGGGUUUCUGCUGUAAUACAUUUAUUAUAAUUUAUUUUUAGAAAUUUUAUUUCCUAUAGAAUCUGCAUUGUAUAUUCGCAGUUAAUUUUAAGUAAAUUUUCAUCGGGAGAGCAAAAGUACUGAAGUAGGAUCUUAGGAACAUCAAUAAAGGACGGCUUUAUCGCAUUAGAAUUGCCUAUAAAUUCGUAUUUCCUGCUUCAGUAGCGACUAAAUAGCUCUAAUAAUCACGCUCAAUCCUAGAUUUCAGCUAUUCCCAUUGAGACCAAAAUAUUAUCAGGGAUAUAACACCUAAUUAUUCAAUCUGAAAUCAUGAUACCCGAUUACAAUUUAACUUAAUAAUAUCAUGUACUACCUAUGUCAUAGCUUCCCAACAGGGACAUUUGUUCACGUUUCAGGAGAAAAAAUAUCUUCAAUAAUAUAUUAUAUAAAUCCUUCACCACAUACAUUUGGAAGGAGUUUCACUUAUCAUCAAAUUUCAAUUAUUUCGUUCUAUGACUUCACUGUAAAAUCAAUUUACUUCCAAAAGUCAUCUAUUUGUGAGUCAACUCACAAAAAUAAUUAUCAUUUUUUGAAACAAUGAUUUGGUGCUAAGAUUUCCUGUCUGGAUGAUAUUUAUUCAAUAGUGUUAGUUCAUCAACUAGUCCAUGGUAUACAAUAUGUUCAGUUUUUGUUUCAAAAAUACACUUGGCGAGUUGAGUAUUACGAAAACAUAUUCUUAUUCUAUUUGUGUAGUAGCUACAUAUGCUGGGCUUUUCUGUGUAUAAUCCCUAAUCUAAUUAAACUUACUUGAUAUUUCCAGAUUCGUGAAAACUGUCCUUACAUGGUGGUUAUAUGUGAUUUUGAUGAUAGCUUUGCAUCUAUGUUCGAUGUGUAGUGUACAAUGUAUGUACUAUGUACGAUUUACACCAUUCUAGUAGAGUUAUUACGGUUAAGAGAUAGUUUCCUCAUGAUUUGACCAAAGGUUAGAGUAUAAUUUGCUUCUCAGUUUUAGUUUUGUAUAAUACAUAUUGUUUUCAUUAAUUUUCCACGAAAGUAAUUGAUUAACUAUCGCUUUUUACCAAAAAUCUAGGCAUAGCUGUCAGUAUGUUCUAUGUCGAUCCUAGAGUUGUUAUUCUAUUCUUUUGGAACGAUAUUGACUGACAGAUUUAUUUAUCACUAGAAAUAUAUGUUGGUUGCAAAAUAUUUCAUUUGUUACUCAAUUCAUUGUAUCGAUCAAAUUAGAUAUUAGCUUUCUAGAUGUUCAAUGUAGCUAAAGUAAGCAAAGUGAAUACAGUAUUGUCUAAUUAUCAGGUGAAAGAUAGUAGAAGCCAACUGAGUCUAUUGUCUGAGACUUCUCUUUGUAAGAAAAUAAUCAAUGAGUAUAGUAUUAUAACAUCACACUAUGUAGAGUUCAGAACAUAGCUUCUAGUUUACGUAAAAUAAUUGAUUAAAUUUUGAUUAACAUGUCAGAUGUAGAUGACUCACGAACCUAACAUUUUACAUGUAGUUGAAUUCUUAGUUUAUUCUCGAUGUAUUAAUAUAUUAUGUAUCAAUCAGAUUCUGCAUUUAAAAAGCAUUUGUACAGAAUAUUCCUACUGAUAUAGUGAGCUAUUUAGACGGUAGAUCAAACAAUGUGUGUAGUUAGAUUAAUCUUGUUACUCAUGCUUUAGUGUGGCACAAUAGUAACCUGUGUGCUCCAAUGAUGUAAAUCGAAAAUCAAAGUUUUCUUGAGGAGGAUUUCUUAGUUUCAGUUCUCAAGGUUUGUUUUCGUUCAGUUAGGAAUGGUUCCGAUAAAAUCUCAAUGUUACGCAACAGAAACAUCCAUAAAAUGAAUGGAAAAAUAUCCCGUAUUUUAGUACGUUGCAUCUUAACAUCUGAAUAUUAUAAAUGUUGUACCAUUAUUAACAUUAAUCAACAGGGUAGAAGGAUAAGAUGAGCUUUUCUCAUACAUGUAGAUUACAAUAUUAUGAUGGCUUAUACAAGGAAAGAGAGAUUAUAUUAUUAGAUAAGAUUAGAUUUUGUCUGAUUUGGUUUGAUUUUUUAUCCAUUCACGUGUAUUGUGUAUAAGAACACAUCAUGACUUUGGUACAAGCUUUAAAAUCCAAAUCGGCCUAAUAUUAAUAGUAAGAGUAAUUACCCUAUUGCUGUAUUGGUGCUAGAGAGAGAGAGAGUGCAAGUGUAUGUAUGUGUGUGUGUGAGAGAGAGAGAGAGAUAUUUGAUAUUUAUAUAUAAUACAUCUUCUAUUGCCAGGUCUGACAAGACCUAUGGCAAACACUGGUAAUAAUAAACAAAAUAAUAACACUUCUAUGAUAAAAAAAUAAUUACAAUAAUAGUACAUAAUAACAUAUUUGUGAAAAUGCAUGCUGAAGAUGAAAAUGAUGGGGGAUAUGAAUGAAUUAAAUCUGCAGAAUCUACAGAAGAGUGGAAAAUAUGAAAGGUACAAGUGGGUGGAUAUUAACGCUUGGUGAGGGGGGUAAGGAUGUAGAAUGUAGAGGACUAUGUGGAUAUAUGAGAAUAUAGUGGAUUCUACCACUCUAGCACCUUGUGCGUGUAUGUGUGUGAGAGAGAGAGAGCGAGUGAGAGAGUAUGUGUGAGAGUAAGUGUGUGUGAGAAAGAGAGAGAGUGAUCUUAAAUCGGAUUAAAAAGAGUGGGUGGAAGAGAGAGAAAGUGUGUGCGUGAGAGACAGCGAUCUAGGAUUGGAUUGGACAGAGUGAGUGAAAGGGUAAGAGAGAGUGUGUGAGAGAGAAUGAUAGAGAAAAUGAUAAAGAGAGACAUAGUAGAUUAGAUUAUAGAGAAUGUGUAAAAGAGAGAGAGAUAUUGGAUUAGAUUGGAUGACUAAGAGAGCGAGAUAGCGUGAAAGAUUUGGCUUCGAGAGUAUCAGGUAUUUUUUACAAUGUAUCUUGUAAAAGAUACAAUGUAGCUCGUGAAAAUCAACAGUUAGGUUUAAGCUUACUAGAACAUUUAUUUCCAAAUAUAGUAAAUAUUAAAUACUCAUCUAAAUUCCAUUUCGUAUACCUAAUAUCAAUGUUACAAAAUGAGUCAUUAAUUUUGAAAAAGUAUUUAAGCAUAUUAGAAUUAUGAAAAGAAUAGAACAUUGAUGUUUUCAAUAGCACUAUGUUUGUUCAAAAACACUUUACAUUACUGAACCAGGUUUCAUGGUUCCUGUGACGUCUUUCCAGCUUUCAAAAGAUGUCACGUCUGAUAGCAGAUAGCAGAUCAGCUGAACUUCUGUCUGCUGAGCUGAACAGUUCAACUGAGGAUAUGGCAGGUUCUGUCAUUUAAAGUGUUUUUUUAACUAAUUCAGUGGUAUUGACAAUAUAAAUGUCUUAUUAUAUUCUUAUGGAGAAAUACCUCAACAUCUCUUCUCAUACAAUUAAACUAUAUAAGAAUUAGUGUAAUAUUUUGUAUUUGCGGUUUAAGAUUCUUAGCGAACCGAAUUAGAUUAGCUACAACCAGUGUCUUGCACACUGUCUGGUCGCUGUCUUUAAACGCACAACCGCUAUUAAUCACGAACCGUAUUUGGGAAAGCGCCCGAAAAAGCUUGUGAAAUAAAGAGUUGUCAAAUAAAGAAACCUCAAUUGACUAUAAUUCUCGUAAACCUAGGUGGAUUUUCUCAAUUCCAAAACUUCGAACUUAGAAUCCAAACUAUAAACCCUUGAAAUCCUUUAAAGAGUCCCUCUAAGAUAUUCAAUUGUAGCCUCAUAGGUUAUUAAAGAUAAUACUCGUAUUAGAAUAUAAGAUCUGAACAUAAUAAUUUGUGUGACAUAGUUUUGUUAUAAUAUUUCAAUGAUAAUAAAACUAAUAAUAUUCACAGUAUUUGUCAAAUUUGAUGAAAAUAGAACAAAAACUUGCAAGCGUUGAGAUUUUAUUGGUACCGUAGAUCGUAAGUUUUGUUUAAAUCACUUGAGAGCAACAACUGAAUUUAUGUGCAGGUUUAAUCUAUUAAUUGUCGUUCAUUCAAACAUGACACAAGAUAGCUCUCAAAGCGCCGAAGUGAUACUACAAUAUUCUAGUUUGAUUUGUCGUUAUUUUAGAAUAUUAACGUGAAUUCUUAUUUUAAUAGUAAUUGUUAAGAUGACAACUAAUUAUCAGCUAUGAUCUCCACAGUAGAAUAGUUUGUAUUGCUUUGUAUUAUAUUUACUUUGAUUUUAUAUUAUAUCAUCUGCAAUACAUGAAUCUUAUCUCAUUGUUGUUAAAUAUGUAUUAGUAUUUAUUGUAUAGCUAUCAACAUUGCUAUUACACUGCUGAAAUUUAACUUAGGCGGGUAUUGAAUGUUUUAAGUUUAUACAUUGUAUUUCCAUGUUUCUUGACUUAUUAAUAAAUACAAUUCAGCAUUACUAUUCCACUGUUUAAAAUGAACUAAAGCGUGUAUUGAAUGUUAUUGAAUGUGUAUUGCAUGUUUUUCCAUUAUCUAUUCAUGUAUUUAUAUUUCAUAAACAAAUAUUAUAAUAUUUGUGUCAAUGAGAAUUGAAAUAAAUGUAUCUUGUGUGGAAAAUAAAUAAAUGUUUCUCGUGAGAAAAAUCAGU
Molecule: messenger RNA, 8478 nt
Organism: Nilaparvata lugens (brown planthopper)
Lineage: Eukaryota; Metazoa; Arthropoda; Insecta; Hemiptera; Delphacidae
Product: 5-hydroxytryptamine receptor 7
Exons: 2
Coding region: 139-1053 (304 amino acids)
Biological process (GO): G protein-coupled receptor signaling pathway
Cellular component (GO): membrane
Molecular function (GO): G protein-coupled receptor activity
Source: RefSeq, a predicted model, not a curated record